Molecule: messenger RNA, 1350 nt
Organism: Paramecium tetraurelia
Lineage: Eukaryota; Ciliophora; Oligohymenophorea; Peniculida; Parameciidae
Exons: 7
Biological process (GO): intracellular signal transduction; protein phosphorylation
Cellular component (GO): nucleus; cytoplasm
Molecular function (GO): ATP binding; MAP kinase activity
Source: RefSeq, a predicted model, not a curated record
AUGCAUGGUUUAAAUAAGUAUUGUAUCAAAAAAUAAAAAAUUAAUAUUAUAAAGAGAAUGAAAACUUGUCAACUUCCAGACGAUAUAAUAUAGCAUUAUUCGAAUUUCCGCAAUAAAAAAAGCAAAUUGAAGGUGAGCACAAUUUUGGGUUCGAGAUUCGAGAUUGAUGAUAAAUAUGAAAUCUUGGACAAUAUUGGUUAAGGAGCAUACGGUAUAGUUGUGGCAGCCAGAGAUAACACACUGGACCCUGAGGAUAAUUUAGUUGCAAUAAAAAAGAUUGAAAAAGCUUUCGAACAUAAAAUAUUUACAAAGAGAACUUUGAGAGAAUUGAGACUACUGAGAUUGCUAUAACAUGAAAAUAUUAUCGGAAUCAAUACAAUACUACUUCCAAAAUCAAGAGAAGAAUUCGAAGAUAUUUACGUGGUUCAAGAACUGAUGGAAACAGACCUAGCCCAGAUCAUUAAGUCGGACUAAAACCUUGCGGAUGAACAUUGCCAAUUCUUCCUCUAUCAACUAUUGAGAGGUCUCAAAUACGUACAUUCUGCAAAUGUAGUCCACAGAGACUUGAAACCACGGAAUUUAUUAGUUAACAGCAAUUGCGAUCUCAAGAUCUGCGAUUUCGGAUUGGCAAGAGCCUUGAUUCCAGAUUUAAAGGCCAAAGCUGGUGUGUUGACUGAUUACGUUGCAACCAGAUGGUAUAGAGCUCCAGAAUUACUACUUUCAUGGAGGAAUUACACAUAAAGUGUCGAUGUUUGGUCAGUGGGUUGUAUUUUCGCUGAAUUGUUAAGACGAAAACCCUUCUUGCCUGGGAUGGACACAAAGAAUCAAAUAGAAUUGACUUUCGAAGUAAUAGGUACUCCAUCUGAAUAAGAAUUGAACAUGAUCCCUAAAGAAAAAUAUAGAACCAUUGCAAAGGGACUCCCUAAACGACCAGGAAAGGAUUUUAACAAAUUGUUUCCAAAUGCUUCCAAUCUUGCUAUUGAUUUAUUGAAGAGCUUGCUUACUUUUGAUGCCAAGAAGAGAAUUACAGUUGAGGAUGCUCUAAGACAUCCUUAUUUAUCCGCCCUACAUUGUCCUGAUGACGAACCCAUUGCAGUUCCUGUACAAAGGAUAGAUUUCGAAUUUGAAGAGUAUAACAUGACACUCCAAUAACUCAAAGAUUGCAUUUAUGAGGAAAUAUUGAUAUACCACUACAAAGACUUCAAGGAUGAGUAUGAAACCAAAAAGCGAAAUUCUUCAUCCAUCAUCAAUCACAUUAUCAAAAAUGAAAACUCUAAAAUAAUUGACCCAGAUGCUGAUGAUGAUGACAACGAUUCCGAUGAAGAACCAAUUUGAUAAAUAUAAUUAAAU